This is a messenger RNA of Ciona intestinalis (vase tunicate), 3208 nucleotides long. The record is from RefSeq and is a predicted model, not a curated record. NCBI's taxonomy places the organism in Eukaryota, Metazoa, Chordata, Ascidiacea, Phlebobranchia, Cionidae.
CAGAUUUAAGUAGACAUAUGCAAUCAGAAUGAUAUAAGAGCCGAAAUUAGUCUCAUUUUUUCAUUUUCUUGUUUUUAAAACAAGUAAUGGCGGAUACGGCCCUGUUACAAUAGUUAGACAGGUCAUACAAAAUGGACAAAUACAAAAUCCUUGGAAAAAUUGGCAAUGGUAGCUUUGGAACGGUCUAUAAAGCAUCUAAGAAGGGAAAGAAAUCAGAAGCUUUGGCAAUUAAGCAAGUUCGAUGCAAUGCUCCCGAAAACGUGGAACUUGCUCUUCAGGAGUUCUGGACUCUUUCCUCCCUCCAGCAUCAUCCCAACAUCAUCCGAUUCGAGGAGUGCGUCCAGCAACAUCCAGGUGGAAUGAAGACACUCAAACACGGAGAUACAAACUCCAAUAAUUAUCUUUCGCUGGUGGAAAUGUCAAUCAAAGGCAAAUGUGACAGCAAGCAUAGAAGUGCUAACCUAUGGUUUGUGAUGGAGUAUUGCGAUGGUGGAGAUAUGAACGAUUAUCUUCUAUCACGACUUCCUCUCGCUUCAUUAAACUCAUCCUUCAUGAUACAACUCGCUGACGGCAUCUCGUUUCUACAUCGUAGUAAUGUGGUUCAUAGAGAUUUAAAACCGGAGAAUAUCCUCGUAAGAAAAACUUCCAAAGACGACAAUUCAAUCCCGUUGUUAAAGAUUGCUGACUUUGGUUUAUCUAAGGUUUGCACCACCAAAGAUACCAGCGACACCAAUGUAAACCAUCAAUGGUUUUCAAGUGCUUGUGGAUCUGACUUCUUCAUGGCACCCGAGGUAUUUGAAGGAAGGUACACGGCGAAGGCUGAUGUGUUUGCAUUGGGUGUCAUCUUCUGGUCGAUAAUGGAUCGCAUAACCUUUAUUGACGCCAGCACCAAGAAAGUUCUCCUUGGAACUUACGUACGCCGUGACACAGAGGUUCUACCACUAGGUGAGGUGCUACUCGACGACCCGAAGCUCAACAUCGCUCGUUUAUUGGAAGGAACGUCUCGUCGGAAACCUGUUGGGUUUGUUCGUGGAAUGAACAAGGAAAAAAAGAUGUUGUCUUCUACUUGCGUGGACGGAGAUAAAGAUAGACUAAGGGAAGUUGUUUGUAUGAUGGUGGAUGCAAGUGGUGAUGUGAGACCAACUGCUGAGGAGUUACUUACCAUGCUACAAGAUGUAUUAGUUAACCCUAUGUUGCCAAAUGCUGAAGCUAAAAACAAAGAAAAUGGAAAAAAAAUAACAAAACAAGGAAACAAGAAGAAGAAAGAUGAGAAUAAAAAAGUAGAAGAGAAAUCACCUGGUUGCCAAAACACUCGUACUUUACGAAGAAGUUUGCGCAGAAAGAAAACUCUUCGCACGUGGAAUGAAAUACCUUUGUUACCUCCUAGAACACAUAAGAAUUCUGCCUGUGAUGUCAUAAAGAAAAACGAAAAAACGCCGGAUACCGUUACCACUGUGAAUGACGUUGAUUGUGAUAAACAAUCAACCAUUGUGACGCGUAGCAGGUCAAAGGUCAAGGGUCACGACCCUUUCCAAUUUGCUGUGAAGAAAAGGUGGCUUGUGUACGAUAAACCUAACCAUGGUGAUGAAAAGAGCAAAGCACCGGAUAAUAAAGAAACAAGCGAAGAUAAUAAAGAAACAAGCAAUGAACAAUCAAGUUCGAGAGGGAGAAAUUCUCUAAAACCUUCUCGGACAAAAUUAUCGCUAAAAGACCAAAUAAAAAAUGCUGCCAAAGUAUCUUUAAUAAGUCCUGAACCGACCACGCACACCGGGCUUCGGCGUAGUGGGCGCACAAUCCGAAAACCGGCCAAACUUCGACUCAAGCUUAACUCCCCAACUAAAGUAGACGAGAGGCCAGAUGGUAGUUCCCCUAAUGUGAUCUUGGAUGUUGGUGUUCAGACGAGAAGUAAAGUGAAGUACAGGAGGAAGGGAAAGAUACAGAAGGCUCAGAUUCCAUCCCCGGAUGUAGAUCUUCCAAUCCUCAUCACUCCCCAAAGGAAGACGGCUAUUUGCGCCAAUCAGUGUGGAAAUAACGCAAAGCGUGCUCUCACGACACCUAGUGCUAAAGAAAUGCCGGCUAAACGACAGAAAUUAACCCCGCAACCCCAACUUGGGGCAUCGGGUAACUUUAUUCCUUAUUUACCCCAGCACCCCUUAUUCCCUACCUACUACCUGCCUGGGGAAUACCCCUAUUUACCCCAGGGUUUCAUUGCCCCUGGUUUACUACACCAAGGGGGUUCCCCUUACCCCCUACGAAACGGGGUGAUGCCUCAUAACCCUGCUUACCCCUUCCAACAAGGCCCCAUCCCAAUAUCUAUCCCUAAUAUAGCAGCCCGACCCUAAUUGUUGCUUAUAACUGUGUUACCAUUCAGUGUGUGUUGCAAGUUUUGUUGCUACUAAGUGCGUUACCACUAAAUGUAUCCCAAGAGGGGUCUAAAUAUUUAAUAUGUUGCAGAUAAAGUCGCUUAUAUCUUAAAAAUUGCUCUGUAUUUUCUGUUUUUGGGUUCUUUAAUGAAAUUUAUGCAUUUUUUUCUUUUCAGUGCUAUGACAAAGCCUUUUGUGUUCUUUCUCAAAAAGUAGUUUCUUUUUUUAAUUCUUGUUUACACUACAAUGUGUUUGAAACCAUUUUAAAACUACUUUAGUGAUAUUUCUUUGUUUCUUUUUAAGCUAAAACUGUAAACGAACAAUGAAAUGUCAUUUUUAGUAACUUUUUCUUUAAAAUUAUCUCAUGCUUUGUAUAAGUUGCUAAAUAAUUGCUAUAAUUAAAAAUUAAAUCUAAAAUUUUGCUCAAUUUACAAAAAACGCAACUUUUUUCGAAUCACAUUGUAGUGUAUAUCAAUGAUUUGCUGCUAUGGGUCAAACACGACAUGCAUUAAUACAAUGGUUCUUAAACUUAUAAGUCUCAUAGCACAACCAACCCAUUUUUCCAAUCUCACACAAUAUAUACCAAAACUUUUCGUAAAUUAUAAUUAAGUAAUAAUAGUUUCACAACACCCCAUUACCCCAUGGUACACGUGUUUGGAAAGCCAUUUGGCAAUACAGCAUCAAUCAUCAUACAGAGCAAAAUAUUCAUAUAUGAUUGCCAAUUACUAAUGAAGUUGUUUUUCAUUGUUUGAGAAACUCUACAUUAAAUAGCAUUGCUUACAAAGCAUUACUGUUAUAAACCGUCCAUGGCACAAAUUAAAUGUCUUGAAAUAAAAAAUUCUCGU